This is a messenger RNA of Megalobrama amblycephala (Wuchang bream), 8836 nucleotides long. RefSeq names its product Kruppel-like factor 13 (gene klf13). The record is from RefSeq and is a predicted model, not a curated record. Gene Ontology annotation, molecular function: DNA-binding transcription factor activity, RNA polymerase II-specific; RNA polymerase II cis-regulatory region sequence-specific DNA binding. The transcript has 2 exons. The coding region runs from base 323 to 1099 and encodes 258 amino acids. Gene Ontology annotation, biological process: regulation of transcription by RNA polymerase II. Lineage: Eukaryota; Metazoa; Chordata; Actinopteri; Cypriniformes; Xenocyprididae.
UAAUCGGCGCACAGCAUACUGUCACUUUAACGUUGCGAGGACUACAGCCACGAUGGGAGUUUUGGUACUCAAUCAAGACAAGUUUUCAGAGCUCUCAUCACCGGAAACUUAUCUCUAAAGGAAGAAAGCAGUCGGUGUUGCGCGCUCACGGCUUGAUCUCGCAUGAUUUACAUGCAGGAUGUCAGUGUUGCUGAAAAGCCGGUAAGAUAGUGCAAAGUGAGUUUGCUUAUGAGAGCUGCCUAUUCAGCAUCACACAAAGGGAUCUACUGAGUUGUCAUUGGGUUUGAAUGUCAUAAAGAAACAAUUUCUACUCUUAAACGAAAUGGAUCACUUCGCAGCAGAGUGCCUUGUGUCAAUGUCCAGCCAAGCAAUUGUCCACAGUCCAAAAGGGAAUAGAGAGAUCAAACCCGAAACUGCGGCUGCACAGAGGAAUGGAGAAGAAACCAAGGAGCCUUUGAAAGACAACUCCUCUCUUUUUGUGGUGGCGAGAAUUUUGGCGGAUUUUAAUCAACAGACCCCCACCAAUUUUGCCGAGCAGGCAAAAAUAAAGGAGGAGAGCACGCCACCAACAGCAACCCUGACCAGAGAUGAUGGGAACUCUGCCACACCUACCACCAUCACCGGCGACUCUGCUCUUAAACAAAGAAACAAACGAUUUAGGGGUCGAAUUGAACAAGAACCCCCACAGAAAAAGCACAAAUGCCACUAUUCAGGUUGUGAAAAAGUUUAUGGCAAAUCAUCCCAUCUCAAAGCCCACCUAAGGACACAUACAGGAGAGCGCCCCUUUCCUUGCACCUGGCCUGACUGCAGUAAGAAGUUUGCUCGCUCUGAUGAGCUGGCACGGCACUAUCGCACCCACACGGGUGAGAAGAAGUUUGGCUGCCCCCUGUGCGACAAACGAUUCAUGCGGAGCGACCACCUGAUGAAACAUGCACGCCGUCACUCCGACUUCCAGCCGGCCAUGCUGAAGAGGCAGCACGGUGGUGGCAACGCCACCGUCUCGAGCAGCACACGACCCGGCUCCCUCAGCGAUUACAGUCGAUCCGAUGCCUCAAGCCCCACCCUUAGCCCCGCCCUCAGCCCAGCCAAUUCGCCUUAACCUGGCCGCACUUUCUGCCCACAGCGCCUGGUUCUCCAGGCUGAUUUUUUUUUCUUCUCUAUCCAUUCUUUUUCUUUCCCCAAAAAAUUACUGGCGUAAUAAGCGCCCAUGCUAAACCCCGUUGCUUGCUGUGGUGUACUGUACUGUACAUAACUGCUUCUUGUAGUGCAAUUUUCUUGUGCAACCCCUAAAAGAGAAAAAAAACACAAAAAAAGAAAAUGCCUUUUCCACAUGGCAAUAUUUACAUGAUGUACCAUAUGUCUGUAUUUUUAUAGCUUCUGGCCACAGCCUCUUUCCAUUAUGGGUUUUUUUGUUGCUAAUUCUUUCAUAUACAACCGCUCUGUUCAAGUGAGCUAAAAAGUUGAAAGGUUUGACAGGUAAAGAUGUUUCUUUUUAUUUAAAACGGGUGAGGGAGAGGGGCACACAUACACCUCAGGAUUCAGAACAGUUUUUUUCUCCUUUAAUACUCACAUUGACUGCACAAUACAAGCAUCACUUUACUCCGAAAUUCAACAGAGGUUGAAUUUUGCGCCCUGCUCAGGGAUGGCCUCGUUAGCUUGAAAGAAUGAACAUGAUGAAGAUAACAUACGUUAAGAAACAGCCUUACACUUGGACAAAAGGAACCUUUGCACUCUUUUUUUUGUUGUUGUUGAGUUGGUUGGUUGGUUUUCACAUCAGGGGAAGCAAAUUCUGGGUUUUAACAUUCAUUCAUACUCUUUAUUAAUAUUAAUUUUUGUAAAUCAGUCUUUUAAAGAGAGUGGCAGAACCACUCGCCAGAUACGAUGUGAUGGGGUCUCGAGACUGGAAAUGACUUUAUUUUCAACAUCACUAUCUCCCGAUAACCCUGUACACACAAAGAGCUGUGCUGGCCUGGGUCUAUGUUUCAAAGGGAAUCCUCUCAAUAUAGCAUGAAUGUCAUGAUCAGUCCACUUUUACAUGCUUGAGCCACCCAAUGAAGAGAACAGACAGCACCACUUCUCUCAGUGGACUAAACUAAACUCCCCUUGCAAUUUUGGAGGCUGAAGUUUCAAAGCAGCUGUUUCCUCAAUAAAAACAGCACAUUCAUCAACUUCAGGGUUUUUCACUACAGUACAACACAUUCAAAGGGACUCGUCUGGAUGUACGCCUACUUCAGAUACAAAUAAAGACAAAAAGCACAUGAGCAGAAUUCACCAAAGACCAAGGUGUGAACGAGAGAACAGGGAGGUUUUUUUUUCUGCCCAGAGGAAGAAGGGAGGGAGGGAUGUUGGCAUUCUCUCAGGUAACAGCAGAAGCCCUGGUAGCAGAAGUCCAUCUGUAGAGGCCUUCCACUUAGGAAACUGCAUCAUCCUACACAGGGCUAUUCAUAGCACACUAGCCAGGGAGACGAGAGCAUUACAGUGGAGGUUUACGCACUCUGUCUCGCUCACUCUAGCUGACGAGAAGGAGUGGGCGUAUGAGAGAGAUGGAUGGAGGUCCAAAGCAAAAGUUUCAAAGAAAGAUGUCAAAUCCACAUACAGUGUCAUAACCAGGCGCCAUGCAACAAUUAGCGACAUUGCUGCCAUAUUUAAAAUUAAUGUACAGCUAUGUGAAGCUGAAAUUCGGGUCAAUGAGAGUGGUGCCUAGCUACUCAUCAAAACAAAAACCAAAACCAUGUUAUUGACUUGUCUAAUGCCAAAAAUUGGCUUAUUAAUCAACCAGGGUGAUACUGACAUGGUUAUCGGAUGAUGCUGGUAAUCACAAAAUGGAGAAAUACUGACUUGAAUAAUUGGCCUUGCCUGCAUUUUCUAAAACAUUGUAAGCUUAAAGCCGCCUUUCCACCGAAAUUACCCAGAAACAGUUUGUUGCAGGAACUUUUUUCCCCCCAGACCUGUUGUGAUCUAAGUACCAUGAAGAUUAAGUGACAGUGACGUAGGACUGUGAAACUUUCCAGUUCCAGCUGGAUUUCGUCCUCCGCAUAUAAGCUUAAUAAAGCCUGAACCUCGUCGUUGGUUGUAUUUUUAAAUGCCAUUGUUUUGAUUCGAAUAGCAAACAACUCUUACUGCACGCACCGCAACAGACUUUUAAAAAUGGUGGUUGAAAUAAAAUGCUGCGUGGAGUCAACCAAUCACAUGUUUAGUGCCCAUGUCCCACCCCCGAAAGAUCCUGAACUUUGGAAUAGUACUACCUCGUGAGCAGGGACUUUCUGAGGGGGAAAUUUUUACUCGGAACUUCAUUUAGACCCUGGUUCCUGCGGUCAAAACACACGGAGGACCACUCCAAAGUCCCUAGUUCCUGGGGAAAGUUCCUGCAGUGGAAACGUGGCUUAAGUAGAUCGUAGAGUCCAUUGGUGCCAAUGAUUUCUAUAAUCUACUUAGGCUUACAAUGAUUUUGGUAACCACAGCCCUGAACGAUAUAUCAGUCUAUAAGAUACUGUUAUCUUCCGAUACCGAUAAUCUCAAAAUGACCAAAUAUUGGCUGAUUAAUCGGCCCGUAUUGGUCUGUCAAGACACUGUUAUCGCCAGAAUGGCCAGUUGUCAGCAGAUUAACCUGUCUUGCAGAUAUAUCAGUCGAUCACUAGUUAGUUAACUCGGUGUGAACUAGAUUGUCAGAGUGUGUAUGAUCAGGGCUGGCUCACUUUGUGUUGAGAGCAACAGGCCUCCAUGAGAACAAAGAGUGCUAUCUGCAGGAGACAGGAAAGAGGGGGUUGACCCAUAGCGAGACAGAUAAAGACUGAGGCUUUAUCAGGAGCUGAGCACUCCAGCAGAAGAAACACCCAGUCAGCUCCCUCUCUCUCUAACAGAAACCUCCCUCCCCUCUGCACUACUCCCCUCUCACCCGCCAACAGCAUCCCAUAAUGCAUUGCAGGAGCUUAAAGAGGGAAAAUGGCCUCGUCUGAUUGGAUAGCAUCCAAGCAGCCAGUGGGGGGGGGUUUAAUAGAGGAAGUUGAGGCCCAAAUCAUAACGGCUCACAGACAAUAGGCAUGAUAUGCUAUCAGAGUUGAGCAUGUUGGGAAUUUUCGAAUGAGAUGUUAUCAGUGUUUUUUUUCCUCCAGUUUGGCACUGUCGACGACUUCUCGGACGAGAUCAGUCACACUUUCUUUAAAUGACUGUACUUUUUCACAAGCACAGGGAAACGCUUGCACAUCCUUUUUUUUUUUUUACUGUUGCGGACCACUGAUACAUCAGUGUGACCACUCAUUACCUCAAUGAACAGCUGCUUUCAAACUUAACUCUCAUUAAAAAGGGAGCUUUAGGCAUUACUACUCGAUUUGUACAUAUUCAUACAUAUCAAGCGAACAAUAAAUUUGCCGUCCUUUGCCGCAUCAGCCUCCGAGGAUGAAGGGUCACCAUGAGAAACUGUCGACCGGGCCUUACUCGCUCAAGCGAAAGGCAUACAAGACCCUCCAGGAACUGAGGCACCGCUAUCAAAACUACCAUGGUGCCGCCUCAUUCAUGGUCUCACUUUCCCACAGGCAUAAUGUUCCUAAAGUGACACUUUAAUAUUCGUUUUCUGUAACAGUUUUUCACUUCAUAUUCAUAAGCUCAUUAGUCAAAACCAGCCAUCUUGUCUUGUCUCAUAUUAUCUUGCACGUUUUUCCUUGCACACCCUCCAUGCCCAGUGCGGGGAGACCAGCAUCAGAGCCGCCCAGCUGGACGAGCGCUCCGGGGCUUGAGGAGCAGGUGGGGAGGCCUGUGAAUGCCAGGCCUUGUCCCCCCUUUAUCCUUCCUAACAGCCCCCCAUCCCCCUCCCAGGGCCUCUCUCAUAGCCCUCAAAAAAAAGAAAGAAAAACCUUCCACAUAAUCACGGCUUUCAGCUAAAGAAAACAGCCCUAAUCAAAAUAAACAGUGCCACGGCGGCAUUAUUUCUGCAAUAAACCCACACGUUAAGCCGUCUAGCUGUGGUCGUACACUCCCCUCGCCCUAUUUCAGAUGCGACGUCAACCAUCGCCAUUGCGACGUUGCCAACUUUAGCGUAUUUCUCCUCCAGAAUUUCGCACGUCAGCUUUAUUUCCAAAGCAAGCUGGCCACGUUUGUUCACUGUGUGCAAGACUCUUAACUCAUUUGUAGACAUUUUAUAUUAGUAUCUGUUCAGCCGCCCUUGAUUGUAUCUGCAAAUACCCCCAACUGCUGGUUAGGAAAGGGUAUUUCAGGGAAAACAAAGGCGGAAUAAGGCCGGUCCAAACCAACCUCCUCUUCAUUAGUACUUCUCAAAUCUGGUAAAACAUGUUGGGUAUUGUUCAGUGAACCUCGAAAACCCGAAACCUGCAGGCAACAGAAGUCUCUCGCAUUUGGGUACUGGAUAGAUAGAGUAUACAUGACUUAAAUGUAUAUUUUUUUCCUUAUAAUAUUUACUGAAAAAUGUAUUUUCUCAAUGUAAAUUCACUCAGCCCGGGUUAGUGUGGAUUACAUGUAAAACCGAACACGUGUGCUUAUGUUUCUGUAUUUUUCACUGUACCGAUACUACUUGAAUGCGAAGCAAGACCAUUGAACACAGGUGGAAGCAUGUCUAGGUCAUGACAAGUCAAACUGUACCUGCUACGUUUCUCAGCUUACAACCCAUGGAUGUACUCAUUUCUCUUUAUUUGUUCAAUAUUUGUUGUAAUUUUUCUGAUUAUUUUCUUUGAGUUCAGAUCUUAGCUAUUGUUAUUAUUAUUACGGAUAUUUCUUGCGAAGUUUGUUAGUGUUUCAUAAGGCUUUUUUUUCGGUCUGCUACAACGAUGCUAGUAAAAUUGGACACUGAAAGACUGAAAGCUCUUUGUCAAUAGCGGGAUAUAGGUGUAUAACCACCAAAUUCAGAAACAUGGAAGGUAAAAGGUGGUUUUAGUUGAGAAAAAAGGGAAUAUCCUGACUUCUCAAAAGCAUUGCAAUGCGAUUCGCACAAUCAAGUUCGAUAUCGCAUUACCAUAGAGACCACAGCAUUGUGAGUAGAUAGUCACAUUCAUGUUUUAUUGUUUUCCAUGUUAUUUAACAUUAGAAUUAUACCUGUGUUAAUUUUUUCUAUCAUGUAUCUUUUCAAACUCAUACCUCUAUAAAAAUCAAGAAGGUUAUGAUUUUUUUUUGUUGUUGUUGUUGAUGGAGUGGGGUAGGGGGAUUCAUAUCUGAAAGAAUUGUAAAAAUUAAGACAAUAUUUUUUAUGAAUUAUCAGGGUCUUAUGAGCCACAGAGCAUCAUAUUGAAAGCAAAUCAUCUUUUGUGAAAUUCAUUCUACCAGUGGAUUGCAUAAAUCCACACUCCCGACUCAUCCAGAAACGAUUUGUUUUGUAAAAGGCUAUUUGUUCACAAAAUCCAACUAAUGAUUUUGAAAGCAUUUGAAUCCUGCAUUCAAUAAACCGCAUGUUAGUUCAAUAAUGCGUGCCAAAGGCAUUAGAAGGGUGAUUUUAUUUGAUCAUAUACAAUGAUAGUCAAGAUAAAAAUGACCUUGUACAGUUUUCUAUGAGUGAUGUACGUUUUUAUGUGUAUGUAGCUGGGUGAAUGAUGUUUUUAGAUGCGCAAGUAUUUCUAAUUUUCCCCCCUUUGGUGUGAUCUCGAUGUACUUUUUAUUUCCUUUAGUUGUUUUUCUUAAUUUGUCAUUGUUGUACAGAACAAAUGCACAUAUUAGUAAAAGUGAAAACUCAGAUAUUAACCUGUUCACCAUCCUAUGUGAAAGCUCUACCAUUCCAAAGGAUUGCAAUUACAUUUGCUAUAAAUAUGCUGCUUAUAUCCAACCAAUGCAUCAAAGCUUAAUUUCUUCAUGUAUUUAUUUUGCAAUUACUCUUUUUGACUGUGAUAUAUGUAUUACAUGACUUUUGUUACUAGUUCUAAUUGGUACUUAACUUUUUUCCUCUUUGCUGUCCUUCUGACAUUUAUUUGUCACCUGUAAACUGCUACAUACUCUCCUUACCUAAAGAAACAGCCAUGCCACCAAGUUCUGAUACUUUAAACAGAACCCUUGACCCUCUCAGAAAAGAGAACAGACAAGAUGGCUUCCAUACAAAUGUGCAGUUAUCAGUUCCAAUAUUGUCUUCCCAUGCAAAAUAAGGUCAGUUUGAAUAACUGAUGUUCUCAGUGCUGAAGGAGGAUGACAUUUUAGUAGGAUGCUAUUGCCAAGGAUGCUGUAGUGCCACGACAUAGUUUCGCCCUCACUUUUGGCAUUGGGUGCAUUGGAAGUCUCGUAUUGAAUUCUUGUUUUAAACACGUUACCAAAGGCUUCAGGAUCGAAAAAAUGAAUGUUCAUGUCGCAUUAGUUGGAAUUCAGUCGUUUGAUGGUUUCAGAAGAAUAUUUGGGUGUUUUACUGAAAUAUUUUAAAAUACACCCUUUAAUGGAAACAAUCAAAGUAGGCUGACAGUUUUCAACAUGGAUAUGCAAAAUCAACUGUUUGACUUGGUUAACUGCCAUUCACACAUUCUAAGCCAUCGGAAAGGCUUUUUUUGAUUUAAUAUAGUCCCAAGAAAUACAUAUCUGUGAAUAAGUCCACAUACAAAACAACUGUACAGCAUUGCCUUUAUGUUCCCAAAGGUGGACGUGUCGGUGUGAAGAUCACUCUACUGGUGAAAAUUACACUGUGUUUUUGCAGUUAGAUGUUUCUCCAAAGAACCUAUGGAUGUGUAAAUGCCAUUCAGUGAUUGUGUAUCCAGGUUAACAAAGCUUCGGAGAUGUUGACACGCUUCAGGAAUCGCUAGACUUCAGAAAUGGCUAUUUACGAUGUCAUGUGCUAAGUUGAGGUUGAGCCUCUUAUUUGAAAUGGUGGAAGUGGAUUGAAGUCUUAGCCGUGGCUUAGUUUCGACUGUUGUUUAUGUUUCUGCUCAGGAGACACUAACUGCUUUUGAGGGCUGUGGUCAUUUCUGUUAGUCUGGUCGUCUGCCAAACAGUGCGGUUGGGUUCGCACAACCUCACGCCUGUUAAAAGCGCAGAGCGCCCAUUUGUCUCUGAUCCCCAGGUGUGGUGACCUAACUCCCCUCAUUUGGGGAGAAUCGUGCAGACGACCCCCCUAGCGAACGCCGAAAUUCAUUUCAAAUUAAUACGCCGACAUUUCCCAUAUGAUUAAACCCCGGUCUGAAAAUAAGACACUGUGAAAGAGCCAUUUGAAAGACUGAACGCAUCCUCGCUACCAUACGACUUUUCUGUGAAAUCCGAUGUUCCUGAAAUGGGAACGAAAGGAUUUCAAAUUCCUCCCUCUUCAUACAUACCAGUUAAGCACAUUGUGUGCUAACGCUCUCCUAUUGUAGAGAUUUCAAUAAGUGUUGUAUAUUGAAUCGUAGUGAGGCACUAGCGGCCUCAUGCUGUCCUGUAGACGUUCGCCGCGUGAACUCGACUUGCCUUCCUAUUGUACGUACUCGUCUGUAUUUUAACAAUCUCUUUUAACGACACCGUGUGAUGCCUGCUCCAGUGACUACAUUGCGCUGGGUUUCUAUUUCCCAGCACCUCUGUAUUUUGUACAAUAGCUCUUCUUUAGCAAUGGCCAGUUCUGUUCUCCAUAACCUCAUUCAAAACAACUGCCGCAUAAUGAAUCUAUUUUUUAUUUUAUUUUGAUUUGCAAUCAACCAAAUCACUACAGUGAAGUAUUACAGUUGUACAGUUCCUUGAAUUAUUCAGAUUAUAUUAUUGUUGCUGGUCUAUGGUUGCUCUGCUGUAUCUUUUUAUGACCUUUUUUUUUUUUUACAUGUUAGACAAUAUUGUGACUAUGUCCUAUGCAAAUAUGAGAAUUAACAAGAAUUUGUCAAAUAAUGUAUGUUGUCUUAACUUGUAUGCAUGAAAUAGUGAAGUUUACAUUUGAGAAUAAAUUCAUAAAUAAGAAGCA